Galleria mellonella (greater wax moth) is the source of this 3712-nucleotide messenger RNA. RefSeq lists its product as uncharacterized. The record is from RefSeq and is a predicted model, not a curated record. NCBI's taxonomy places the organism in Eukaryota, Metazoa, Arthropoda, Insecta, Lepidoptera, Pyralidae. Gene Ontology annotation, molecular function: DNA binding. The coding region runs from base 1513 to 2580 and encodes 355 amino acids. The transcript has 2 exons.
AAAACCCAAUAAACACCCAUAAACUCCCAUAAUCACCCAAAAAAUAGGUUUUUACGUAUUUUUUUGAAAAUAUGUAAGUAAUACCAAUAAAUUAUUUUUAUAAAUUGUAUUGAUCAAUUCUACAAUAUUAAAUAAAACGUUAACUAAUAAUAUUUCAGGAAAUUUUAAAAAUCUAUAUAUAAUAAAAUGAAAGUAAUUAAUUUUCAGUGUUUUCAUGUUGCAGUUGAUCAACAUGUUGGCCUUUUGCUUCCCGUAGAUACUUUAAAAUUUCUUCAUAACACCUCGUUCGCACACAUGGCCGUAUAUAUUUAAAUUCUUGAGCCACUAACAGUCCGAAAUACUCAUUUCUUUUAUCCUCUUCUCCAUAAAUUAAGCAUUUAGAACAGUUUGUUUCUUCUUUCAGUAAAUUUUCUUUUACUUUACCCUCGUUUUUUUUCUUUGUUGCGACGACGCUGGGUAAAUCAUCUGGACACUGGGUCUCACUAUCGCCAAAUAUAUUUGGAGAUCGGCUUCGGCUACGGCUUGGCAGACAUUUUUUUCUUUCUACAAUUUUAAAUUAAAUUUAUUAGAAUAAAUGCUUCGAACACACGCGAUCUAAGUACCUUUUGUGUUUAUUAUACCUUACCUACCUAGGUAUAAAAAGAGUACUUACGUAGAUUUUCUUUUAUUAACUGUUUUAUACGAAGAUCUUGAUCUCUCAAAUUAGCAUCCAUUUUACUUCCAGUGAUUAUCAACUAAAUUAAUAAUCCACAAAGUAUUAAAUAACGUUUUUAUGAAAUAUUUAGCACAAAAACAAUACCCUUUAAAUAUCGAUCGUCAGUAACUGUGGCUGACUUACCUAUAUUCUAGCAAGCAGGACUGCCAGAUGUGAAGGGGAAAACCCCAAUAAAUUGUUGCAUGUGACUGAUGAUGUGAGCAUGUUCGUUUCAUAAUAAAAAUGUUGCCAGGUAACCAAAAAGUCGUAUGUUUUUGUGCGAAUUACGAUCAUAAUCUUUACGAUCGUACAUUAAAAAAUAGACAAAUAAUAGUAUGAGUACGAUUUAAAUCGUAUAUCUGUCAACCCUGCUAGCAAGACAGCGACAAAAUCACGUUGCAUAACAAUGUAGCCCAAGCUUAUAUCUUAUGAAAUAUACGGAAGAGAUACGGACUUAGAAAAAACAGAAAUGUUGUUCUUUGUGGAAGUCAUUGAUGAAAUUCUAUGUAUUUUAGCCCGCAAACUUUCUUCAAACAAAAACAGCGCCAUCUAGUAUCGAGUUCUGUAAUUAUCUCUUUGUUUAUGGAUUUGAAGUAAGACCGCCACGCAUGCAAUACAUUAUGACUGGGGAUUCCCCUAUUCGUCGACGCUGAAUAUGAGGCGACGACAAUCACUGUCAAACGUGUUCACUAUUACUCUGACUCUGGUAACGUGACUUCCUGGUAACGUGUUAGGUAGGAAAAGCAGUAAAAAAGUGCAUAUUAAGGGAGCAGAUUUGAAAUAAUAUUUAUACUUAACAAGAAAUAAUUAAAGGUUCAAUGGGGAGACCUAAAGAUUUACGCAUAUGGGAGCACUACCGUACUUUACCAAACAAGUCUGUUUCUUGCAAGCUUUGUAAUAAGGUCUACAAAUUCAGUAAUGCUGCCAAAAUGCUUCAACAUCUUAUCACUUGUCCAAAAUCUCCAGAAACAUUAAAAGACUCUAUGAAACUUAUAAAAGAUAGCUCGUCCAAAACCAAAAUGUCUGGACUGUCAGAGAUAGAGACAAAUGAUUCUUUUAUAAGCCCCUCGUCGUCUGCUAACACUACAAUAAAUGCUGAGUUUCAAGACACCGAUGAUCAUAUAAAAACAGAAUUAGCGAGAGCUAUAUUUGUAACAGGGACGCCAUUAUCGAUGGUGCAACAUCCUUUAUGGAUACAAUUUUUCGAAAAAUUGCAACCAAAAUUUAAAAUACCUUCACGUAAAGCUUUAGCGACAAAAUACUUAGAUAAAAUAUAUAGAGAAAUGCGUUUUGAGUUAAAUGAGGAACUAAAUGCUUGUAGUUACUUACACCUUCAGUGCGAUGGCUGGUCUAAUUUAAGAAAUGAAGGAAUAAUAAACUUUCUUAUAUCAAAACCUCAACCUGCAUACGUUAAAAGUUUGAAUACUGAAAGUAAUCCUCACACUAGUGAAUACCUUAGCCAAGAAGUUGAAAAAGUAAUGAAAGUGUAUGGAGCAAAUAAGUUUCUUGUACUUAUUGGCGAUAACGCUAGAAAUAUACAAAAGGCAUUCGAAUUAACAAAACUCAAAUAUCCACAUGUUGUUCCUCUCGGUUGCUGUGCACAUAUCCUUAACUUGUUGUGCCAAGAUAUUGUAAAGAUACAAGAAGUAACUGUGUUUAUUAUGCAAGCCAUAAAUAUAAUAAAAACUGUUAAAAGGAGUCAACGAUUAAGUUCCUUGUUGAUAAAAUCAAGGCAGGGUGAAGAUUCUACACAAACACUAAAAUUGCCUUGUGCUACAAGAUGGGGAAGUCAUGUUACUUCGUUAAAAAGUUUGAAAGCAAAUAAGAUAGCUUUGCAAAUAUUAACAGUUAGAGAAGAUGUAAAUUACAAUUUCAAGAGAUAUUAAAGAUUUAAUUCUAAGUGAUGAUUUCUGGACGAAGACAGGGGAAUGUAUAAGUAUUUUGGAACCAGUCACUGAAAGCAUAUUUUACUUAGAGAGCGACCAGAAUCGUUUGCAUCGCACAUACAUUACAUUUAGAGAUGUACAAGCUAAGAUACGUUUUGCAUUAAAUGAGAUUUCGACAUUGAGCGAAGAAAGCAAACAGCAGAUUCUAACAUCAGUAUCUUCAAGAUGCAAUAUGGCAAUGAGGCCAAUACAUUUUGCAGCAUAUAUUCUAGACCCCAGGACUCUAGGAGUCGAACUUACUCAAGAGGAAGAACGGGUAUGGAGUUUAUCUACAAUUUAAGCCAACACUUAAGUUUGUCAAAUGUAAUGGCAGAUUUGGCGUGUUAUAAAGCUAAAGAAAACUUUUGGGCCAGAGGAUUUGUAUGGAGCUCAUUAGAUAGCAUUGAGCCCCUAAUAUGGUGGAAAGGUAUUUGUGGUUCCACUGAGUUAAGCAAAGUAGCGAUUCGUAUUCUAUCAGCUCCCUGUACUUCGGCAGCCACUGAGCGUUCCUUUAGUAUCCAAGGCUACAUACAUAAUAACAAAAGAAAUCGACUUACAACUGAAAGAACUGAAAAAAUUUCAUUCAUUUGUUAUAACUGGAAUCUUAAACAUAAAGCUGAAUGCGAGGACAUUCAGUUUAAUGAAGAAAAUACCUUAGAAGCUUUCAUUGAGCAAGUAAAUGAACAUAACAGUUUAGACGAAAUAGAGCCUAUCGAACCUAUACAAUUCAUCGCUUGUAAUAACUCUGAAUCUGACAGUGAUUGACUGUAGUUUUACAUUUUACUUUCAUCUCUUUCUUAAUAAACUCAAAAUCAAAUUAAAAGUUUUUUAUUCUGUAGGCUGCAUAAUAAUAUUGUCUGUCCAGUAUAGUGGACGUCUUGCGGCUGAGAUGACGAUGAUGAAGUACAAAAUCAUAAACACCCAAAAAUUUGGGUGUUUAUGGGGUUUAAACCCAAUAAACCCAAAACACCCGGUUUUUACCCACCAGACUUUAAACCCACCCAGGUGGAUUGCCCAUCUCUAUGGAUUACAAUGAAAUGGUAACUCCGCCUGCACUAACGGUAUAUGCUAGCGAUGUACCAGUGAAGGAUGA